Molecule: messenger RNA, 1701 nt
Organism: Bombina bombina (fire-bellied toad)
Lineage: Eukaryota; Metazoa; Chordata; Amphibia; Anura; Bombinatoridae
Gene: FTO
Product: FTO alpha-ketoglutarate dependent dioxygenase
Biological process (GO): DNA alkylation repair; regulation of multicellular organism growth; RNA repair
Molecular function (GO): mRNA N6-methyladenosine dioxygenase activity; ferrous iron binding; broad specificity oxidative DNA demethylase activity
Source: RefSeq, a predicted model, not a curated record
UAUCCAGAAUUCCUUUAAACUUGAAUAUUUUGAAGCUCGCAUGAGAAGGAUGAAGCGCAGAACUGAGUAUGAAAGAGAGAAGGAAGCAAAGAAACAGAAACUUCUUGAACAGCUUGGAAAUGAACGACUACUAUAUCUGACUUCUACAGAUAAUAAUUUCUAUGAACUGUGGAAGACCAAAUAUUCCAAACUGGUUCAUAAAGAGUCCAAAGAUGUCCCAAAAGAGUUGCAUUUUAAAGUCCACAAGGCAUUUUUAACCUUUUUGCACAAUUGCUGCCUCUUCCAAGAUCUUGUACGCUUGAAAGGUAAAGAUCUACUCACUCCAGUGUCCCGCAUUCUUAUUGGACGACCAGGUACUACCUACAAAUACUUAAACACCAGACUGUUUGCUGUCCCAUGGCCUGACGAAGAGCACAACAUUACAUACGGCACCGAUAGUAUUUUUGAAGCUUGCAAAGCCUUUUCUGAUCUGAAUGCAUUUCUCUAUUCUCAGACUAACAAAUUAAUCACUGCCGCUAAGAACACAGAGGAACCGCCCUGUGUUAGACAGCACAGUGCCCCUGAAGAUGCUAUAGAACACAAGCACCCUGACUCUAGUGAGACAACCCAAGAGGCAGAACAAAGCAGAGUAGCGCCUUACAAUGUGACACUAAUAAACUACAUGGAUCCUCAGGACAUGCCUUAUUUGAAAGAGGAGCCAUAUUUUGGGAUGGGGAAGAUGGCAGUUAGUUGGCACCAUGAUGAGAAUUUGGUGGAAGAUUCUACGGUUGCAGUGUACAACUUCACCUGCCAAGACAGAGAUGAAGAACAUGCAGAAGACCAAGACCCCUCCACUUGGAAUGUAGCCCUGAAGAUAGCCUGGGACAUUGAAACUCCUGGCCUUUCCCUGUCGUUAAAUUCAGGGGAUUGCUAUUUCAUGCUGGGUAACAUUAAUAUCACUUUCGUCUCUGUGAGGAGUGGCAUCUUCUCAUAUCAUGUAGGCUGUCCUCCUGCCGAACGGCCAGACUGCAAAUGUUCUGUAGCUCUGGAAAACUGCUUCAUACAUCCUGAUACAGGAGCAGCAAGUGUAAAGUCUCUAGUAAUGACUGUCUUGCAGCGAGCAGAAGAGAUUCACAAUGAGGUGGAAUUUGAGUGGCUACGUCAGUUCUGGUUUCAAGGCAUCGAUACUGUAAGUGGCAGUGAUUUCUGGCUUGGAGCCAUGGCUGAACUGGAGGAUCAGUGGAGAGCAAAUGGAAGCUAUGACCAACGUAGUACUGGAAGAGAUUAUAAGGAAAAUGGAACGAAAGAAAUAUUAAACAGUGUGCUGCCAUCACUUAUGGAACGUCGAGACUUGCGUCAUGAAUGGAGUUUGAGGUGCAGAAGUAAAUUGGCAAAAUCUCUGCCACCGGAUCAGGCUCCGCGGUGCCACCCAUAUUGGACUGAUGAGGACCCCACAAUGCCGCUGCCUUUUGAUCUCAGCGCACUUGUGUUUAAGUUGGAAGAUCUGGCUAAGAAAAAUGAGAAUUGCCUUUGAAUUCAUGCAGACUUGGAGCUUUAAGCUGUGCAAUGCUUUGCAGGACUCUGACGGCUAAGGGGUUGUGGGGAAUAGGGGAAGUAUAUAUAGAGCAUUUUAGGCUGUCAGUGCUCUUCACAGUGUGUGUAUUCAUAUGUGCUGGGACAGUCACAUUUAGCAAACUGAGAAUAAACAACUUACCAAAGUAA